GCCGGGCGGGGAGGCGGCCGCAGCCCGAAGCGAGCGCGUGGAGCAAGACCUAAUGGCGGCGCCGGUGCCCAGGGGCCCCGGGGACGACGCCUCGGCCGUCCUGGACGAGCUGUCCCGGAACUUCUCGUACUGGGUACCGGGCGCGGGCAAUGGCUCGCUGUCGGGCGCGUGGUACCGCAGGAACCAGAUUCACCUUUUUGGAGUUUUGCUGGCCAUUUUAGGAAACUUGGUAAUCAGCAUUUCUCUAAAUAUCCAGAAAUAUUCUCAUCUUCAGCUGGCACAACAAGAGCAUCCAAAGCCCUACUUUAAGAGCGUGCUUUGGUGGGGUGGAGUCCUGCUGAUGGCUGUGGGAGAGACCGGGAACUUCGCAGCCUAUGGAGUCGCCCCCAUCACGCUCAUUGCGCCUUUAGGCUGUAUGUCCGUUACAGGUAGUGCCAUUAUUUCUGUCUUGUUCCUGAAAGAAAAUCUGAGAGCCUCUGAUUUAUUAGGUAUAACAUUGGCCUUCACAGGAACAUAUUUAUUGGUGAACUUUGCUCCCAACAUAACUCAAGCUAUCUCUGCGAGAACAGUACAAUAUUACUUUGUUGGCUGGCAGUUUCUGCUCUAUGUGAUUUUAGAAAUACUAGUUUUCUGCAUCCUCCUCUAUUUCCACAAAAGAAAAGGAAUGACUCACAUUGCAAUCCUGCUGGCUCUGGUGGCACUGCUGGCCUCAGUGACUGCUAUUUCAGUAAAAGCUGUCUCAGGCAUGAUCACUUUUUCUAUGACGGAUAAAAUGCAACUAACUUAUCCAAUCUUCUACAUCAUGCUUAUCAUCAUGAUAGCAUCUUGUGUUUUCCAAGUCAAGUUCCUGAAUCAAGCCACAAUACUCUACACUACAACAACAGUGGUGCCAGUUAACCAUAUUUUCUUUACAACCAGUGCCAUCAUCGCAGGUAUUGUAUUUUACCAGGAAUUCCUUGGUGCUGCUUUUCUCACCAUGUUUAUAUAUUUUUUUGGGUGCUUUCUGUCAUUCCUUGGUGUAUUUUUGGUGACAAGAAAUCGAGAAAAGGAACAUCUGCAACAGUCCUACGUUGAUUUUGGAAGUGUUCCUGGGAAACAAAUGUUGGACAAAAUACAACCAGAUUCAAAUGGCUUAUCCUAUGGAACUUUGCCUGAUGGAAGUGACUCAACAAAGAGCCAAAGUGGAGAGAAGAAAGAGGCCUGAAAUGCCGAGAGGGAUGGCUGUUGGCCUGUUACUUGAUACCACCUUUUUAAAAAGCUACACAUGCUCGACUUGUGUCAGCAGCUAUUUCAUGCUGGCAUGUGCGAGCAUUCGCUUCAGUUCUCUCCUCAAUAUGGACAGUCAGGGCCUUCCUCAGAACUGACAGUCCAGUGUUUUCAUGGAAUGUAAUACGAGGUGUUUCCCACACCCUGGACCUCUCCCUAGUGAUCAUCUAACCAGCUAGGUCUUAAUUACAGCCUGGCUGCUCAAGCAGGAAUGUCAUGCAAAAAUGCACGUUUGCAAUAUUUGGCCAUAGAAGGCAUAAGUUGCUUUUCCCAUGUGGCUUGUGGAGGCAGAUUUUUGGCUUUAAAGUGAUCUUAAGCCUACCACCUCUGUCCUGAAAGAAAGGUCUGACAUUCCUUUUUUGCAGGACACUUUUUAUGAGCCUUCUGCAACAAGCUCCUCUUUUUAUCCCUAAAUUAGAAUAAGUCAUCUCUUCUAAAAACUACUAUUAAAAUGCUCCUUUGAAAAUAGAGGGCCUCUUUAAAAAUCAGAAUUUAUAAGUGGCAUUUGUCAUGGCAUAUACCAAAACUCAAAAGAUCUGAGCCUAAAAUGACCUAAGCCUUAAGAAAAAAGAAAAUAUUAAAGCUGAGCAUGGUUCUACAUAGCUAGAAUCCCAUCUACUUGGGAGACAGAUCAGAGAAUCAUGGUUCAAGGCCCUAUCUGAAAAGCAAAAUAAGCAAAAAGGACAGAGGCAUAGCUAAAGUGACAGAACACUUGUUUAGCAAGUGCAAAAUGUCCUGAGAUUAAUUCCCAAUACUAGCAAAAUGAAAAGAGGAAAAAUGUUUAACAGAACUGUACUCUCUCCCACAGCACAAACACUAAAAUUGCACCAAUACAGAGAUUAGCCUGGAUCCUUUGCAAGGUGGUGGUGACCUUUUCUUCAGCCAGGUGAUCCUAUUAUACUUGCAUUGAAACUGAAGACAAUCGAUAUGUCAUGUACCUUUGUUGCAGACCUAUAAUUUAUCAGGUCAGCUUAUAUGUUUUAACCUCAACACAAGUCCUAACAAUAAUCUAGUGAUAUUUGCACUAUAUGCCAUUUCUGCCCCCAUCAUUAUUUCAUGUUUUAUUACUACUUCUGUGUAAAAGAAGAAUUAUGAUUAAAGAACAGAUUUCUGCUGCUUAAAUCUAUGGACCUGAAUGUAACAACGUAUUCAAACCUAAGACUUGGGAGAAGGCUUUUUGGCUACAAUUAAUUCCAGGUCUAAAUACUUUAGCAGGGAGAUUCCAUAGUGUUGUUGUUUAUAAUUUGAUAUGGAAAUGAGAAGAGCCUCCAGUGUGGCUGAACAAUAAAUUCUGCCUUUCAUAUA
Dipodomys spectabilis (banner-tailed kangaroo rat) is the source of this 2571-nucleotide messenger RNA. RefSeq names its product NIPA like domain containing 2 (gene Nipal2). The coding region runs from base 53 to 1204 and encodes 383 amino acids. Gene Ontology annotation, biological process: magnesium ion transport. The record is from RefSeq and is a predicted model, not a curated record. Gene Ontology annotation, cellular component: membrane. NCBI's taxonomy places the organism in Eukaryota, Metazoa, Chordata, Mammalia, Rodentia, Heteromyidae. The transcript is spliced from 11 exons. Gene Ontology annotation, molecular function: magnesium ion transmembrane transporter activity.